This is a messenger RNA of Darwinula stevensoni, 1070 nucleotides long. Lineage: Eukaryota; Metazoa; Arthropoda; Ostracoda; Podocopida; Darwinulidae. The record is from the annotation of a GenBank genome assembly.
UUUUCCUUGCUGCAGGUUCAUGUCAGUUGAGGCAUAGAAAUAAGCUGAAGUUUUGACAUAAUAGAACACUUGCAUGCCCCAAUCAUGUCACAUGAUGGUGAGAGUGCGAACUUCACAGAUGCACAGCAGGAGCUGAAUUCUUUUUGGGGGAAAGCUGCCGAUGAGAUCCGUAGUUUGGGAACUGAGGACUUCAAGACCUCAGUUCUCCCCCUAGCUCGAAUAAAGAAGAUCAUGAAACUUGAUGAGGAUGUGAAAAUGAUCAGUGCUGAAGCACCAGUGCUGUUUGCCAAGGCUGCAGAAAUCUUCAUCCAUGAACUGACCUUGAGAGCCUGGGUCCACACAGAAGACAACAAGAGACGUACCCUGCAGCGGAAUGACAUUGCCAUGGCUAUCACAAAAUUUGAUCAAUUUGACUUCCUUAUAGACAUUGUUCCACGUGAUGAACUGAAGCAGCCUAAGAGGGAGGACCAAAGGAACACUGGCCUUACUACUGACACUGUUCAGUAUUAUCUCCAGCUGGCACAGCAGCAAACGAAUCCAACAGGAGCCCAGGCAGCAGUUACCAAUCAACUACAGACAUUGCAAAUAGUCCAGCCAAAUGGGCAGGUGCAGACCAUUGCUGUCAUCCCUUCUGGAGUUGGUUUACCCAUUGGAGAACAAUUGUCCCUGAGCCCUACUUCUGGAACACUAAGGCCUGCAGGUAAUCAAGCUCAGACCAGUCAGCAACCAGUGACAAUACUGUCAGCAAGUGGAGCUGGAACUGCAUCUCAGCCCCAGAUCUUGCAUGUCCAGCAAGUUGGAAAUUAAAGCUAUUGACAAAAUCCACUUGUGCGAGUGUGAGGUGUGUUUUUAACAUCAUCCCAGUGAUGAUGUCAUGAUCUCAGUCAGGGCUGGAUUACAAGAGUAAUCUGGAGUGUCUGGUCUUCUCUGAAACUUCUUGUCUUCAUAGAAAGACACCUGAAGCAUGUGAAUUGAAUGCAUGGGUUUCUCUGUUGUGAGGACCUAGUGAACGAAGAACCAGUUGACUUAAAUCUUGGUGAAAUAAAUUAAAAGAAGGCAUUCACUUACAG